This is a messenger RNA of Rotaria socialis, 645 nucleotides long. Lineage: Eukaryota; Metazoa; Rotifera; Eurotatoria; Philodinida; Philodinidae. The record is from the annotation of a GenBank genome assembly.
AUGGCUGAGCAUAUCGACAGAGCUCGACUCAACAUUGAUUUAUCGUAUCGUUUUAAAUAUGUUUCAAAAUUUAUUGACUUCAAACAAGAGGAUAUUAAAAUUCUUAAUACAUUAGAACCAAUAAUUAAUCCAAUUCUUCCAACUUUGGUUGAAACAGUCUAUAAAAAAUUAUAUUCAUUUGAUAUCACAAAACAAUAUUUUCUUAUGCGUAAUGAUGGUUUUGAAGUGUUUGCGCCAAACAAAGAAACCGGUCUAACAUUAGAUUCUGUUCAAAUUGAUUAUCGGAAAGAUAUGUUAAGCGUGUUUCUAAGACGAAUAUUAACACAAUCUGAUUGGAACGAUUCAUUUCUUCAAUAUUUAUCACGUGUCGGAGAAAUUCAUACAAACAAAGGUGGCGCAUCAUCAAUUAGUGUUGAUUAUAUACAUAUAAAUGCACUGAUCUGUACGUUGGAAAAUACUUUUAUUGAUACCAUAUGGGCUGUGGAAAGUAUUGAUUGGGGAAAGAAACGUGAAAUUUUGCAUGCAUUGAGUAAAUUCUUUUGGAUACAAAAUGAUUUUUUCACCAUGCAAUACGGACUUUCAAUAAAAGAAAAACACAUAUCUUUGGUGCCGAAAAUAAACUUGUCGGGCUGUUUCUUUCGAUGA